UGUACGCCCCAGCUCGAGUGGAGAACGUUGUGGAUGUCGUUCAAUGUAAUAUUUUUUUUUUCAUCUAUUUACACGCUUUGGAAGCCUACUUUAAUUUGAUACACCUACAUUUGAAACAACAGAGAACAUUUGGAAAUGGCUACGGGAGCAAAUGCAACCCCUCUAGGGAAGCUGCACCCGAGUAUUGGCGCUAAACGAGGCUUUGAUUCCGGGCCUGGUGCGGGGUUUAUGCCUCCACCCGGGCCUCCUGUGUCCUUUCCUUCGCUACCGAAUUUCCAGCCACCAAUUCCAAACGUCUCUUUCCCGCAAGCUCACCCGGUGUUUACUGCGGUGGCUGCUUUUCCCACCCCGCCACAACCACCCCAAGGAGCCGGAAUGCAGUCUCAGUCAGACUUCGGUCAGAAAAAAGCCAGGAAAAGGAGCCGCUGGAGUAGUGAAACACCCGACCAGAAGACAGUCAUUCCUGGUAUGCCCACCGUCAUCCCGCCUGGACUGACUCGGGAUCAGGAGAAGGCCUAUAUAGUCCAACUGCAGAUUGAAGACCUGACUCGUAAACUGCGUACAGGAGACCUGGGAAUCCCUGUUAACCCUGAGGACAGGUCCCCGUCUCCAGAGCCCGUCUACAACAGCGAGGGGAAGAGGCUGAACACCAGGGAGUACCGCACACGCAAGAAGAUCGAGGAGGAGCGUCACUCCCUCAUCACCGAUAUGGUGGCACUCAACCCUGAGUUCAAGCCCCCCGCUGACUACAAGCCCCCAGCCACCAGGGUCAACGACAAGGUGAUGAUUCCACAGGACGAGUACCCAGAGAUCAACUUUGUUGGCCUGCUGAUUGGGCCACGUGGCAACACCCUGAAGAACAUAGAGAAGGAGUGCUGUGCCAAGAUCAUGAUCCGUGGCAAGGGCUCUGUGAAGGAGGGCAAGGUGGGCCGUAAGGACGGCCAGAUGCUGCCAGGGGAGGACGAGCCGCUGCACGCCCUGGUCACCGCCAACACCAUGGAGAACGUCAAGAAGGCCGUGGAACAGAUCCGCACCAUCCUCAAGCAGGGCAUCGAGACCCCCGAGGACCAGAACGACCUGAGGAAGAUGCAGCUGAGGGAGCUGGCCAGACUCAACGGGACCCUGAGAGAGGACGACAACAGGAUUCUGCGUCCGUGGCAGAGCACUGAACCCCGCAGCGUCACCAACACAACCCUCUGUACAAAGUGUGGCGGCGCAGGCCACAUCUCCUCCGACUGCAAGUUCACCAGCUCCUUUGCGGCGCCCAGGGCCGGUGAGCCCCCCCAGUCUGCCCAGGACAAGGCCCGUAUGGACAAGGAGUACCUGUCCCUCAUGGCGGAGCUGGGCGAGGCCCCUGUGCCCACCUCUGGCGGGGGACACUCCAACAACCAGAACAGUGGCAACAACAGAGGCAACAACAACAACAACCAGCCGCCACCGAGCCGUCCUCCCUGGAUGAACUCUGGCCAGUCUGAGAACAGGAACUUCCACAGCAUGCACGGAGGCCACGGCGGACACGGUGGUCAUGGGAACCAACACGGUGGUCAUGGCAACCAUGGAGGUCAUGGAGGUCAUGGAGGCCACCACAACUUCCCACCCCCCAUGUCCAACAUGGGAGGGCACCCCAUGCCCCCCAACAAUGGCAUGCCACCCCCGUGGAUGCAGCCCCCACCGCCCCCCAUGGGCCAGGGACACGGACACCAUAUGGGUCUGUUGCCUCCACCCAUGAUGCCGCCACCACCUCCACCCCCGAACAACCAGCCUCCCCCACCACCGUCAGGUCCCCUGCCUCCAUGGCAACAGCAGGCCCCUCCACCCCCUCCUACCAGCAGCAUGGCCUCUAGUGCACCACUGCCAUGGCAACAGAAUACCACCACGACGUCCAGUCCUGGCACUGGUAACCUGCCCCCCUGGCAGCAGCCCCAACAGUCCGCUGCCUCGGCCGCCCAGCCCCCUCCCCCCAUGGGCAACCCCUCAAUGGUCCCCCCUCCGCCCGGGGUCCAGCCACCUCUCCCCCCCGGCGCCCCACCUCCCCCUCCUCCCCCACCCCCCGGCUCAGCCGGCAUGAUGUACGCCCCUCCACCCCCCCCUCCGCCCAUGGAUCCCUCCAACUUUGUCACCAUGAUGGGGAUGGGGGUGCCAGGCAUGCCCCCCUUCGGUAUGCCCCCUGCGCCGCCACCUCCACCCCCCCAAAAUUAAACACCCACUGAGCCCCUGCCCCGUUCCCCAGUCUCAACCGCACAGCCCUCCCAGAUGUUCCCCAACACCAAGGAUUCACAGCAAAACAUUCACAACCAGCUACCCAAUGGACUGAUGCACAGCUCUGCCCAGGGCAUAUUGUUUUUAAAUGUAAGUGACAUGACCUGUGCUAUACGCUUCUUAAACACAGUCCUGCUUAGCAUGUAGAGAAACUCAUCAAACAAGGAGGUGGUGUGGUUGAAUUUGUAAAUUUGCUUAACUUAAUGUUUCUGUUAAAGUUAGUGUUUUUGAUCACUCGGUAUAAGCUCUCUGUCCAUUUUUUUCCAGGGCUUUUAUUUUUUUCAGGGUUUACUCCCUCCAUGAUUGGUUUAUAACGUUCUCACCAUACACACCAAAUAAACCACCUCAGACAUGUAUAUGCUUUGGUUUGCCGACUGGACUGUGGAUGUCCUAUUCUCAUUCCUCUUAGUUCUACCUAAAAGUAUAUAACUAGUGUAUUUUAGUGAGUUAUAACAGCUGUUUGAUGGAUAUUUACCAUGGAUACAUUGGAUUUGGGGUGAUCUGUUAAAGUCGAGCUCAAGCUUAGCCAUCAUUGUGUUGUCAUCUACAUGACCUUUUACUGUUCAGAUUAUCCAGCCAAUUUUGUAGGCAUGGUAGUCCAAUGGCUACGGCCUUCAUUCAUAGUCAUGUUCCAUUCACUUGCUAUUGGUUUCACUGAGCUGAAUAUUUUUCUGCUGUUUUUCUAAUUGAACCCGAUUUCUUGCAUGUGGCACCUCCCUCUCAAUUAUUUUGUCAGAAAAACGGGUCUUUGUAAUACUGUAGUUUUUUCUUUUAUUCCGAAGAAAACAAGUUGUGCGUUUCAGCUGUUUCUGGUGAGCUUUUUCCCCAGACACAAAUGAAUGUAGGUCCAUGAGGAUGCAGCAGGGAAUAGGACUUUGCAUCCUACAGCUGAUUGGCUUAAGAGAUGCUCUGAACUACUUAAAAUUCUAAGGAAGUCUGAUUGGAUGCUUGAUUGUUCUGUUAACAACCUUUCCAAUCCUUGCUCUGAUCUGUAGCUGUGUGCCAUGCUUGAAUUGCUCCAACAACAUCACAACAACCCUAUUUCUGUUCCCGUUAGUUUCUUUUUUUUCCUCAUUAACUCAAGCAACUAUGUUAGAUGACGUUAUACACUGGGUGGUUCGAGCCCUGAAUGCUGAUUGGCUGACAGCCGUGGUAUAUCAGACCGUAUACCACGGGUAUGACAA
Coregonus clupeaformis (lake whitefish) is the source of this 3443-nucleotide messenger RNA. RefSeq names its product splicing factor 1. The transcript is spliced from 12 exons. Gene Ontology annotation, molecular function: zinc ion binding; mRNA binding. The coding region runs from base 136 to 2199 and encodes 687 amino acids. NCBI's taxonomy places the organism in Eukaryota, Metazoa, Chordata, Actinopteri, Salmoniformes, Salmonidae. The record is from RefSeq and is a predicted model, not a curated record. Gene Ontology annotation, cellular component: nucleus. Gene Ontology annotation, biological process: regulation of mRNA splicing, via spliceosome.